Molecule: messenger RNA, 1988 nt
Organism: Lontra canadensis (Northern American river otter)
Lineage: Eukaryota; Metazoa; Chordata; Mammalia; Carnivora; Mustelidae
Product: pyridine nucleotide-disulfide oxidoreductase domain-containing protein 1
Exons: 12
Coding region: 14-1522 (502 amino acids)
Molecular function (GO): flavin adenine dinucleotide binding; oxidoreductase activity
Source: RefSeq, a predicted model, not a curated record
GGAAUCUGAGAGCAUGGAGGCAGCCCGGCCUAUCUCAACGGCCGGGAAGUUUGUGGUGGUCGGUGGUGGUAUCGCGGGUGUCACCUGUGCUGAACAGUUGGCUAUUCUGUUUCCAUCAGAAGAUAUUCUCCUGGUAACAGCUUCUCCUGUUAUUAAAGCAGUUACAAAUUUCAAGCAGGUUUCUAAAGUAUUGGAGGAGUUUGAUGUUGAAGAGCAACCAAAAACCAUGUUAGAAAAUCGCUUUCCCAACAUUAAAAUUAUAGAAUCCGGAGUAAAGGAACUGAAGAGUAAAGAACAUUGCAUUGUAACAGGAGAUGGCAGUCAGCAUGUGUAUAAGAAACUCUGUCUGUGUGCUGGAGCUAAGCCAAAGUUGAUAUGUGAAGGAAAUCCUUAUGUAUUAGGAAUCCGUGAUACAGACAGUGCUCAGGAAUUUCAGAAACAGCUUACUAAAGCUAAAAGAAUAAUGAUCAUAGGGAAUGGCGGCAUUGCACUUGAACUGGUGUAUGAAAUUGAAGGGUGUGAAGUCAUUUGGGCCAUUAAAGAUAAAGCUAUUGGGAAUACUUUCUUCGAUGCAGGAGCAGCUGAAUUCUUGACUUCAAAGCUCACUGCUGAAAAAGCAGAGGGCAGAAUUGCACAUAAAAGGACCAGAUACACAACUGAAGGAAGGAAAAAGGAAACACAAACCCCAGCUGGUGCUGGCAAUAUGGGCAGUGCUUUGGGACCUGAUUGGCAUGAAGGCUUGAAUCUUAAAGGUACAAAAGAGUUUUCUCAUAAGAUUCACAUUGAAACUAUGUGUGAAGUAAAGAAAAUCUUCCUUCAGGAGGAAUUUAGAAUUUCUAAGAAAAAGUCCUUGCCUUUUCCUAGAGACCAUUCUAAUCAGUCAGUCACAACCAAUAAUGAGGUAUGGCCUGUAUAUGUGGAAUUGACUAAUGAAAAGAUAUACGGCUGUGAUUUCAUUGUCAGUGCUACAGGAGUUACACCAAAUACAGAACCCUUCCUCUGUGGCAACAAUUUUGCUCUAGGAGAAGAUGGUGGCCUGAAGGUGGAUGCUUAUAUGCACACAUCUCUCUCUGAUGUCUACGCCGCUGGUGACAUCUGCACUGCAUCCUGGCGGCCCAGCCCGGUGUGGCAGCAGAUGAGGCUGUGGACCCAGGCUAGACAGAUGGGUUGGUAUGCAGCGAAGUGCAUGGCUGCAGCUAGUUUAGGAGAAUCUAUUGACAUGGACUUCAGCUUUGAGCUUUUUGCUCAUGUAACAAAAUUUUUUAACUAUAAGGUUGUAUUGCUGGGAAAAUACAACGCACAGGGCUUAGGUUCAGAUCAUGAAUUAAUGCUGAGAUGUACCAAAGGACACGAAUACGUCAAAGUCGUCAUGCAGCAUGGGCGAAUGAUGGGAGCUGUCUUAAUUGGUGAAACUGACUUAGAAGAAACAUUUGAAAACUUAAUUUUAAAUCAAACAGAUCUUUCAUCAUAUGGAGAAGAUCUGCUAGAUCCAAAUAUUGAUUUAGAAGAUUAUUUUGAUUAAAGGCAUUUCAAGAACUACGUAAAGUUCCAAACACUAAGUCACAAUAAGGUAAUACACUGAUUUAAUGAAGUUAAGAAUACAGAAGUAAUAAUGAUUUCAGUGGGAAAAGAUUAAAAUAUAACAAAAGCACUUACAAAAAUGAAAGAAUUUAGGUUACUCAUUUCUGAUUAAGCUAGGUUGUUACCUACUUAGCCAACAAUUUGGUCGGAUACGCUAGUCAUUCUGAUUGUGCAAUGUCAGGGUUAUGGUUUCAAGAGGCUUAUAGUUUUACAUAGAGGUGUAGCAAUAUCUUACUUGCUAAUAUCAUUUGUAUUGAUCCCUUAUUCUAUUUACGUUUGGAUUCUAUAGCUGUUAUGAGUUGAAAUCACUCCCUUUCUGUAAUCAGCUUUUGUAAAAUAUUCCACAUAACUUUGCUAUCAAAUGUUGGUUAUAUCAAAAGAAAAUAAAAACAUGUCAAGGCACAAGA